Messenger RNA from Alternaria alternata, 6696 nucleotides. Its product is annotated as glutamate synthase. The record is from RefSeq and is a predicted model, not a curated record. Lineage: Eukaryota; Fungi; Ascomycota; Dothideomycetes; Pleosporales; Pleosporaceae. The transcript has 6 exons. The coding region runs from base 129 to 6557 and encodes 2142 amino acids. Gene Ontology annotation, molecular function: flavin adenine dinucleotide binding; glutamate synthase (NADH) activity; FMN binding.
UUGAUUCAAAUACCAGAGCAACAGCUCCCAAGUUCACGCCUCGAGCGACCCCGCCACUCUCCCAUAUCGAUACCGCAACCCCACUACUACCACCAACGAACCCAGAACUUCGGCCUUUCGCCGAUAUAAUGGGUCGGGUCUCGUUCGCCGAAGAUACAAAGUUGCCCCAGGAACCCCAGAUCGAAGAGGAGCAAAGCACGGUAUUUGCUUAUCAAGAUGGCCCCGAGAACAAGUCUUGGGCAGGCGCACUGCCCUUGAAGCAAGGUCUGUAUGACCCGGAGCUCGAGAAGGAUGCUUGCGGUGUCGGUUUCGCUGCUCACAUCAAGGGCAAGGCCAGCCACAAGAUCGUCUCCGAUGCCCGUUCGUUGCUAUGCAACAUGACACAUCGAGGAGCCGUUGGCUCUGACGCACGCGAUGGUGACGGUGCCGGUGUAAUGACCUCCAUCCCCCAUCGCUUCUUCCUCAAGGAGUUCGAGCGCGAACAAGGCUACAAGCUACCAUCGCUUGGCCAGUAUGCUACUGGUAACCUUUUCUUCAAGCCGGACGCCAACAUCUUGGAUGAGACCAAGACCAUGUUUGAGGACGUUGCAGACCAGCUUGACUUGAGGGUGCUCGGAUGGCGAACAGUGCCCCGCGAUUCCACACUUCUUGGACCCGCGGCACUUUCACGAGAGCCCAUCAUUCUCCAGCCGUUUGUCGUCUUGAAGACCGCCUACGGCGACGCCCGGGAGCCCAAGGCUGACUUCCAGGAGAAGUACGACAACGCAUACUUUGAGCGACAACUGUAUGUCAUGCGAAAGCGGGCUACACACGUCAUUGGCCUCCACAACUGGUUCUACAUUUGCAGCUUGUCAAACAAGAACAUUGUCUAUAAGGGUCAACUUUCUCCUGUUCAGGUCUACGAGUACUACCACGACCUGCUCAACGUUGACUACGAGGGUCACUUUGCUCUGGUGCACUCUCGAUUCUCUACCAACACAUUCCCCAGUUGGGACCGUGCUCAGCCUCUGCGAUGGGCUGCUCACAAUGGUGAGAUCAACACCCUGCGAGGAAACAAGAACUGGAUGAGGGCCCGCGAGGGUGUUAUGAAGUCCAGCCUUUUCGGCGAGGAGCUUGAUCUCCUUUACCCCAUCGUCGAGGACGGUGGUUCCGACUCUGCAGCUUUCGACAAUGUCCUUGAGCUGCUCACCAUCAACGGUGUCCUGUCACUCCCAGAAGCAGUCAUGCUUAUGGUUCCAGAGGCAUGGCAGGGCAACCACACUAUGGACCCGGCUAAGCAAGCCUUCUACGAGUGGGCUGCCUGCAUGAUGGAGCCUUGGGAUGGUCCUGCUCUCUUUACUUUCUCCGACGGACGUUACUGUGGUGCUAACCUCGACCGAAACGGUCUUCGUCCUUGCCGUUACUACGUUACUGACGACGACCGCAUCAUCUGCGCGUCUGAAGUUGGUACCAUCUCUAUCGAGCCAGAGCGCGUUGUACAGAAGGGUCGUCUCCAGCCCGGUAGGAUGUUGCUCGUCGACACUGUCGCUGGUCGAAUUGUCGAUGAUGCCGAACUGAAGCAGACCGUCUCAGAGCGUGUUGACUUCCGUUCCUGGAUUCAGAAGAACCUGCUCACUCUUCCCAAGAUUGUCGAGCAGAUCAGCGCAAAGGGCGUUGAUCUUUCACACUCGCUCACCGAGACCAAGCUACAUGAGGACCCUCGUCUGCGAGCAUUCGGCUACUCUCUUGAGCAGGUCAGUCUCCUUCUUGGUCCUAUGGCUGCCGACUCAAAGGAGGCUCUUGGAUCCAUGGGUAACGAUGCUCCUCUGGCUUGCUUGGCUACCCAGCCUCGUCUGCUGUACGAGUACUUCCGUCAGCUUUUUGCCCAGGUUACCAACCCUCCCAUCGAUCCUAUUCGUGAGGCGAUUGUCAUGUCUUUGGAGACAUACGUUGGUCCCCAGGGUAACCUUCUAGAGAUGGACGAGUCACAGUGUGGCCGUCUGCUUCUUCCAUCGCCCAUCCUGACCCUCGAAGAGUUCAAGGCGCUGACCAACACGCACACUCUGCACUCUGACUGGACCGUCAAGUCCAUCGACAUCACAUUCCCCAAGAGCGAGGGACUCGAUGGCUACAUGAACGCUCUCGACCGAAUCUGCGAGGCUGCAACCGAGGGCAUCAAGGCCGGCGACAACAUCCUUGUCUUGACCGACCGCGCUGCGUCUGUUGACCGUGUUGCCGUAUCCGCUUGCUUGGCUACUGGUAUGGUUCACCACCAUCUCGUCCGCAACAAGUGGCGAUCCAACGCUGCCCUUGUUGUCGAGACUGGUGAGGCCCGUGAGGUCCACCACAUGUGUGUCUUGGUUGGAUACGGUGCUGAUGCCGUCUGCCCAUACCUUGCUAUUGAGUGUAUCUUGAAGAUGCACCGCGAGGGUGUCAUUCGCAAGAAGAUGAGCCCCGAACAGCUCAUCGAUAACUACAAGCACUCUUGCGAUGGUGGUAUCUUGAAGGUCAUGAGUAAGAUGGGUAUCUCUACCCUCUCAUCCUACAAGGGUGCUCAGAUUUUCGAGGUUCUUGGUCUUGAUGACUCUGUCGUUGACCGAUGCUUCACUGGAACUGCUUCCCGUAUCAAGGGUAUGACAUUCGAGUUGAUUGCUUCCGACGCUUUCGCUCUCCACGAGAGGGGUUACCCAUCGCGCGCCAUCGUCGAGGUUCCCGGUCUUGCUGAGACUGGCGAGUACCAUUGGCGUGACGGAGGUGAGCCUCACGUCAACGACCCCACUGCCAUGGCCAACAUCCAGGAUGCCGUCCGCACCAAGAACGACAAGUCGUACGAGGCAUACUCUAUUGCUGAGUACGAGCGCAUCAAGGACUGCACCCUCCGUGGUCUCCUUGACUUCAACUUCGAUGACCGUGCUCCCAUCCCCAUCGACCAGGUCGAGCCUUGGACCGACAUUGUGCGCCGCUUCGUCACUGGUGCCAUGUCCUACGGAUCCAUUUCCAUGGAGUCCCACUCUACCCUUGCUGUUGCUAUGAACCGCCUUGGCGGUAAGUCCAACACUGGUGAGGGUGGUGAGGACCCGGAGCGCAGCUUGCGUAUGGAGAACGGUGACACCAUGCGCUCUGCGAUCAAGCAGAUCGCUUCCGGACGUUUCGGUGUUACCUCCAACUACCUUGCCGAUGCCGACGAGCUCCAGAUCAAGAUGGCUCAGGGUGCUAAGCCUGGUGAGGGUGGUGAGCUUCCUGGCCACAAGGUCUCUGGCUCCAUUGCUAAGACCCGUCACUCCACGCCUGGUGUCGGUCUCAUCAGUCCUCCUCCCCACCACGACAUUUACUCCAUUGAGGAUCUCAAGCAAUUGAUCUACGAUCUCAAGUGCUCCAACCCCCGCGCUCGUGUAUCCGUAAAGCUUGUCUCCGAGACUGGUGUUGGUAUCGUCGCUUCUGGUGUGGCCAAAGCCAAGGCUGACCAUAUCCUCAUCUCUGGUCACGACGGUGGUACUGGUGCCUCUCGAUGGACUGGUAUCAAGUACGCCGGUCUCCCCUGGGAGUUGGGUCUUGCCGAGACUCAUCAGACUCUUGUUCUCAACGACCUCCGUGGUCGUGUCAUUGUCCAGACUGACGGUCAAUUGAGGACUGGACGCGAUGUCGCCAUCGCCUGUCUGCUUGGAGCUGAGGAGUGGGGCUUUGCUACCACGCCUCUCAUCGCCAUGGGUUGCAUCAUGAUGCGCAAGUGCCAUCUCAACACUUGCCCUGUCGGUAUUGCCACCCAGGACCCUGAGCUCAGGAAGAAGUUCGCUGGUACACCCGAGCACGUCAUCAACUUCUUCUACUACAUCGCCAACGAGCUCCGUGCAAUCAUGGCCAAGCUUGGUUUCCGGACCAUCAACGACAUGGUUGGUCACUGUGAGGUGCUUCGCAUCCGUGACGAUCUCCGCACUGCGAAGACUGAGAACAUUGACUUGUCUCUCAUCCUGACUCCCGCGCACACCCUUCGCCCAGGUGUUGCCACGUUCAACGUGCGCAAGCAGGACCACCGUCUUCAUGUCCGCCUCGACAACAAGCUCAUUGCUGAGUCCGAACUUGCUCUGGAGAAGGGUCUUCCUGCCCGCAUUGAGUGCGAUGUCGUCAACACUGACCGUGCUCUUGGUGCUACUCUCUCGUACCACAUCAGCAAGCGCUACGGCGAGGCUGGUCUGCCCCAAGACACCAUCCACGUCAACAUCCGUGGUUCUGCUGGCCAGUCUUUCGGUGCUUACCUGGCACCUGGUGUCACUCUUGAACUUGAGGGUGAUGCUAACGACUACGUUGGUAAGGGUCUGUCUGGUGGUCGUUUGAUCAUCUACCCUCCCCGCAACGCCGUAUACCGUGCCGAGGAGAACGUUCUUAUCGGUAACGUCUGCUUGUACGGUGCCACUCGCGGUACUUGCUUCUUCCGUGGUAUCGCUGCUGAGCGUUUCUGUGUCCGUAACUCUGGUGCUACGGCUGUCGUUGAAGGUGUUGGUGACCACGGUUGCGAGUACAUGACUGGCGGUCGUGUCCUUGUUCUUGGUUCUACUGGACGUAACUUUGCUGCCGGUAUGUCUGGUGGUAUUGCGUACGUCCUUGACAUCCACAAGGACUUCGAACAGAAGGUUAACCAGGAGAUGGUUGAGCUCUCCGGCAUCGAGGAGCCAGAGGAGAUUGCCUUUGUUCGCGGCCUCAUUGAGGACCACCACCACUACACCGGCUCUGAGCUUGCCGCUCGCAUCCUCCUCGACUUCACUCGCGCACUGCCCCGCUUUGUCAAGGUCAUGCCUGUUGACUACAAGCGCGUGCUCCUGGAGGAGAAGGCAAAGGCUGCCGAGAAGAAGAAGUCUGAAUACCCUCUUCCUCUGCUCGCUGGCAACGCUGUCCGCAACGCCCACGAGGAGUCUCGCAAUAAGGAAGCUGAGGCGGAGGCCAAGGAGAAGAAGAAGAGCGACCUCCUCGACAUUGAAGAGAGUGUUACCGACGCAAAGGCUGAGAAGAAGAAGGCGCUCGUCCUUGACAAGACUCGCGGUUUCAUGAAGUACCAGCGUCGCUCUGAGAAGUACCGCAACCCCAAGACCCGUACUCGCGAUUGGGCAGAGCUCAACCAGCGUCUGAACGAGGACGAACUCAAGUACCAGACUGCUCGCUGCAUGGACUGUGGUGUACCCUUCUGCCAGUCUGACACUGGUUGCCCGAUCUCCAACAUCAUCCCGAAGUGGAACGAACUGGUCUUCCAAGGUCAGUGGCGCGACGCCCUCAACCGCCUCCUCAUGACCAAUAACUUCCCUGAGUUUACUGGUCGUGUUUGCCCGGCUCCUUGCGAGGGUGCCUGUGUUCUUGGCAUCAACGAGGAUCCCGUUGGCAUCAAGUCGAUUGAGUGCGCCAUUAUUGACCGCGGUUUUGAGAAGGGCUGGAUGAUUCCUUCGCCACCCCAGACCCGUUCUGGAAAGACUGUUGCCAUCAUCGGUUCCGGCCCUGCUGGUCUCGCUUGUGCUGAUCAACUCAACAAGGCUGGUCACACUGUCACCGUCUAUGAGCGUGCCGACCGUGUCGGUGGUCUCCUCAUGUACGGUAUCCCCAACAUGAAGCUCGACAAGAAGGUCGUUCAGCGCCGUGUCGACUUCAUGGCUGCUGAGGGCGUCAACUUCAAGACUGGUGUCACCGUUGGUGAGGAGGGUCAGACCAACCUCGAAGCUCUCCGCAAGGAGUACGACGCAGUUGUCUUCGCGACUGGAGCUACUGUCGCUCGUGACCUGCCCAUCCCUAACCGCAACCUGGACGGCAUUCACUACGCCAUGCAGUUCUUGCACAAGAACACCAAGUCUCUCUUGGACUCCGAAUUGGCUGACGAUGCUUACAUUUCGGCCAAGGACAAGCACGUUGUUGUCAUCGGAGGUGGUGAUACUGGUAAUGACUGCAUUGGUACUUCCGUUCGCCACGGUGCCAAGUCUGUCGUCAACUUCGAGCUGCUGCCCCAGCCCCCAGCUGAGCGUGCUCGCGACAACCCAUGGCCGCAGUGGCCCCGUAUCUUCCGAACUGACUAUGGUCACAACGAAGUCAAGACUCACAUGGGCAAGGAUCCUCGUGAGUACUGUGUCAUGUCCAAGGACUUCGUCGACGAUGGUAGCGGCAAGGUCAAGGGUAUCAACACUGUCCGUGUUGAGUGGACUAAGUCCGCCUCCGGUGGUUGGGACAUGAAGCACGUCGAGGGUAGCGAGCAAUUCUUCCCUGCCGACCUCGUCUUGCUUUCCAUGGGUUUCUUGGGCCCCGAGCAGCGUGUCAUGAGCGACGUUAUCGAGCUUGACGGCCGCAAGAACAUCAAGACCCCUCCCGGUCACUACAACACCAACCUGGCAGGUGUCUUCGCUGCUGGUGACUGCCGUCGCGGUCAGUCCCUGAUCGUCUGGGGUAUCAACGAGGGUCGCCAGUGCGCUCGCGACGUCGACUCCUUCCUUACCGGCUACGGUACUUCCCUGCCCGUCACUGGUGGUAUCGUCAAGCGCCCACCCUACGAGGCUAUGCACAAGCACCGUGCUGCUCCUGACGAGAAGCUGGUGACUGUCGCCGCUUAGAUGAGUCUAUGAUUAUGAUUGUUACUGUAUGAAGUAAAGGUGCAUGGAAAAGAUGGUCACGGCAAAAGAUGGGUUUCGGGUAUAUCAUGAUUCUUUGGCGUUUUGAUUUAUGUACGCGCAUUUUCCCUCGUUUACCUGC